ACAACCGCUUUUUUCAGAAAUUGCAAACGGUCGAUUAUUUUGUUUGGUUAUUUCGCUGUGUCUGUGGUGUUGCUUCAGUUAUUUAGUUAAAAAUGUCCUACACAGAGUAUUCAAAAGAGCUGGAAGCAUUUAUAGCUAAACAGAAACGGCUUCUCCAAUUGGAUAAAGAGCGUAUAUCAAGUGCACCACCGGAAGAACAGAAUAAACAACAACAACAGUCUACUCCACCGGAAGAAUCACGCAGACCCGAUUCCGGGAGUGCGAUAACGAACCCCUCCUCCCUACGCAUCCCUUCCAAACCUUCCUCCGAUAAGCUUUCCAAAGAGAAGGUCAAUUCUCAAAUAAGUCGUAAAACAAGCGUCGUGCAAGAAGAAGAAAAUGCCGGCAUACGCAUUACAACUUCCCGCGGACAAACAGAAGCAGCAAGCGGUCCUAUCGAUUCGAUAAAUAUUGACUCACGGCAGGAUGUUGGGGAUAACCCAUCAUCUAUGAAAUCGCCGCAAGGAGCAUCGGCGGUUCUAUCGGUAGAUCGUGCGAAACAAAUGUCGCCGCAACAGGAUGAAAUGGAACAGUGGGUCUCGGAUACGUUCUUUUCGUACUUUCCGAGUUUCAACAAAAAGCAAAAGGAGCAAAAAACCGUCCUGUCCCGUACGCGCCAGCAGGAGUAUCAAGAGUAUUUGAAAAAUAUUCCGGAAGUGACGACCAAACACCAGCAGUACAUGCAAAAGUACGGCACCGGCAAACCCCCGGGCACGGAGACGACCAAUGAGAAGGGGACGAGUCCGCUGCCGCCGCCGCAACCGCCGCAGGUCCGGUUCGGCAAGUCACUGGUGGCGGAAGCGAACGCAAACUUCCGCAAAGGUAGCCCGCGCGAGAAGUUGAUCCAAGAUUUAGCCCAUACUGAUCUGCCUACCAUUCUUAACACAGACACUAUCGAUCGCAGGAACAGGAUGUUGGCCGAUGAGGAAAGUCGCCGCAAGAUGGAGUAUCAGAAGGAGCUGAUCAAGCAGAUCGAGGAAAAGCGAAAGGAGGUCGAACGGUUGCGCGAGAAGGAAAAGCUCGAGGAGGAAAUGCUGACCAGUCGGUUGGAACAGCAGCUCAAAACGAUGCAGCUAGAGGAGCAGCUCGAGCACGAACGGUUGCGCAGUGAGAAGAUUCGAAUCGCCACCGAACAGAACCACAUCCGCCGGCUGCAACUGUUGGCCAACCUCGAGAACGAUCACAAGCUCUUCAAUCCGUACGAUGGCCAGCGGAAAGCUUUUUCGGAAAAUGGCGUAAAGGUGGUUAAGGCACCCGGCGCAGGCACAUCCGUUCCUCCGGGACCUUCGCAACAUCCCAACGGAUCCUACUCUUCCGGUGACGAGCGGACAAAGGUUUAUCGGUACUUUAGCAAUUCCGCGCAGCAGCAGCAGCAGCAGCAGGAGAAACACAACCAUUUUGUGUCGGUCGGUGUGGCCUCCUCGUCGGCACUAUCUUCCGAGCAGGAUUAUGAAUCUUCCAGCGAAACGACAAACAAUUCUUUGCCGGCGGCUGACCAUCGCUAUCAGUACUGCAAAAGCUGUCGGGCUGAUAUCGAUCGCUCGUUUCUGCCACCGACCGUUGGUCCAAGAGAUCAUUCCAAGCGACAGCAUUGCGCCAAAUGUGGCUGUAAACGAACGACGGGACCGAUGCAUGGGAGCAGCAAGAAGAAGCACGCGGAGGAUCACACUUUCCGGUGCAUUAAGUGUGAUCGUUCCAUGAAACGACCGGCCGGGCUCGGGAACGGACUGGCGGCGCUAUGUGCCGUCUGCACGCUAACGACGGAUGCGGAUAAGAAGAAUCAGGUGCAUCACAAGAAGCUACACCAGGACAGACGGUCGCAUAGUAAAGCACGCCACCAUUCGACCCUGUUGGAUGAGGAUGAUGAUGAUGAUGAGGCGGUCCGCGUACAUCAGGCGCCACCCAUUUCACCGAAGCACAAUCCGUACAAAAUACUCGACAUACAGUACCACGAAAGCGAGGGCGAUAAUGGUGAUCUGGACGUGCUGAAUCCCGUGAUCGUGCGCAACAAUUACCGUAAACCACCGUACUCGCUCAACAUCGAGAAGGAUUCGCUGUUCCAUCCGAGCCGGAAAACACCAGAACCGGUCCUUUCGGUGAACAUUCGCAACGGGGAAGUGUUUGUGGACAAUAAGAUACGAACGGGGGGUGGUGGUGGUGGUGCUGGAGGAGCGGCACGUCCCCCGGCGAGCCCUUCCGAUGCGGACGAAGGCCAUCGGGAUGAUGAAACGUCCACAGCCACGGUGGGGGACGAUAUGCUCGACGAGCGGAUUGCCAAGUACGUGCGCCACUACAACACGCUUUGGAUGAAGCGUGGCAACAACGAUGGUGGUGGCCGGAAGAGCAAUGGCCACUAUCAUUCUCACCAUCAGCAGCACGAUGGGAUGAAGGGUGGCAAGUCGGCUACAUCCGGUACACUGCUUCCAUCACUUUCGCCCCCGAAAGUGUACGUUAGUGAUCGACCGGAUAACCUCAAGAGUGACGGGUUGAAGCUGGUGGAGAAGAAAUGGGAGAUACCGGCCGUUGAACGGACAAAGGUGAAUGAGAAAGGAUCGACUCGGGUACUAACGCAGCUCGGUGCCAUUCGGAAGCAGUUGCAGCUGGAACAGCUUCAGAUGGAUGACCCAUCGACGUACUCGAAGAAAUAUUAGAAUUUAGUUUUCUUUUCUGUUUUGUGCAUAUAUCAACAUGCCGUCCGCUUAAGUUAGGUUAAUAUUUCAAACAAAAGUGACCUUUGGACCUGCGUAGAAAAUGAAACCGGCAAACAACUCAAAGUUGAGCGGUGUGGGUCGAUGCGAACUCGAAUAAAGUUGGCAAAAGAAUUUCCAUUCCUAAAGCAAACGAAA
Messenger RNA from Anopheles stephensi (Asian malaria mosquito), 2885 nucleotides. RefSeq lists its product as uncharacterized. Lineage: Eukaryota; Metazoa; Arthropoda; Insecta; Diptera; Culicidae. The transcript is spliced from 6 exons. Gene Ontology annotation, biological process: positive regulation of cytokinesis. The record is from RefSeq and is a predicted model, not a curated record. The coding region runs from base 93 to 2690 and encodes 865 amino acids. Gene Ontology annotation, cellular component: centrosome; spindle pole; microtubule.